Talaromyces stipitatus ATCC 10500 is the source of this 1068-nucleotide messenger RNA. RefSeq lists its product as uncharacterized. NCBI's taxonomy places the organism in Eukaryota, Fungi, Ascomycota, Eurotiomycetes, Eurotiales, Trichocomaceae. Bases 1 to 1068 code for a protein of 355 amino acids. The transcript has 2 exons. The record is from RefSeq and is a predicted model, not a curated record.
AUGAGGGCAAGGGACUUUAUGAAACUCGUCAAUGCAUAUACUGAGGAAGAGAAAGAUGCUGAGUGGAAUAAUUUCAGGGCUAAAUACAGCCAUAAUGUGUGGGACACGGUCUUCGAAUAUAUCAAGAAAGAAUGGCUUCAGGAAGAUAUGGCAAAACACUUUUUAAAAUGCUAUACCAAUGAGUAUCUGCAUCUCAAUAAGCAAGCAAGCUCACAGGUUGAAGGUGCCCAUUGGAUUAUCAAACGUGACCUUGGAACUUCCACAAUGGACCUACUUAGAGCCACACUAUCAAUUGAAAUGACAAUUGAAAAACAACACCAAAAAAUAUGGCAGGAAAUUGAGGAUGAGCGCGUCCAAAUAAAGAUAGAUUUCAAGAACCUGCGGCUUUUUAAGCAUGUUUUGAAGAAGGUCUCAAGUCAUGCACUGAAAAUAAUCCAUAGUAUCUUUGAAAGAUACCUCCCAGAGAGCGCCCCUGAUAAAAAGCCAAUUAAGCCCUGCACGGGUGUGACUCGACGGACUCUAGGGAUUCCUUGCAUCCACAAAAUCAAGGAAUACUAUGAGGCUGACACAUCGAUUGAGCUUUUUGAAUUCUGUCCACAUUGGCAGCUGCAUACCGACGAAGACCUUCCUCCUAUGGAUCCACGAGAAUUAGUCCUGGAGCUAGAAGUAAUCAGACCGCGUGGCCGUCCUCCUGGUGCAAUUAACUGGCCAACUACAAGCGAGCAGAGCCAGUCAGCUGAAGAUAGAUCUACUAGAAGAGAUCCCUCUGCAUUUGAACAUCUAUUGACUCAAGAAUCAAGCCGAGGACGAGGAAGUGGCCACGUACGUGGUAGCUGUGGAGGAGGACAGGCAAGGAGUGGGCGUGGAGCAAGACAACGAGGUCGUGGUAGUCAUGGAGAAGGACAGGCGGGUCGUGGGCGUGGAGGAAGACAGCAGGGUGGCGAAUGUGGUAGCGGCUCUGCAGGCACCAGUGAAGUUAGCACUCAAAGUCACGAGAAUGAUGAUAAUGAAAUUAGUGAGAACAGGGAUGAUAAGACCAACGAGAAUCAGAUCAGAAGAAGCAAGUGA